Cinara cedri is the source of this 923-nucleotide messenger RNA. NCBI's taxonomy places the organism in Eukaryota, Metazoa, Arthropoda, Insecta, Hemiptera, Aphididae. The record is from the annotation of a GenBank genome assembly.
AUGUAUACCGAGCCGAUAAAACAGCGCGGGAGACGGGGCAGCGAACGUGGCCGCCGCCAGCUCCAGUCGAGUAAACACCGCGAUAAGACUGAACAAGUUUACGUAAUUAUAUUAGCGGGAAAAGAAAGAAGUGGACUGCAGUGGGUGGUGUAACGGUUAUUGCCAUCGUUCAAGUAUUUUUCGAUUUCACAGGUAACUAUGUUUUUGUUUAUUCGUAGAGAUUUUUAUGCACACAUUGUCCAUAAUAAAAUAAGAGAGAUUUGUUUAAAUGUUCUUUUUUUUAUUUCAUUUUAUAACAAUGGAUUGUUGGCUCGAAAUACGGGGCACCUCGCAAGUAGCAAAAAUGUUUCGGCGCGUUCACCAGCAGAGUUUAAUGAAAAUAUUUCGGAAAAAAAUGUUUCUAGUUUGUCUUGAAGAAUAUUAUAUUAUUUACCUAGCGUCCUAAAGGACUAAUUUAUAAACCUAUUAUAUAUUUAUUAUAUUAUAUAAAUUAUGAACAGCAUGCCUAAUCAAAUUUUGUAAAAAAUUAUAUUAUACUAUUAUAUUUUCUUUAUAAAAUUGAAAUGCCUAAGGGCGCAGGGGAAUCUAUGGCCGAUUUUUUAAAAUUUAUUUUGUUCAUAAUUUAAAUUAUUAUAGGUAUAACAAUAGGUAUUGUCAACUAAUUUCAGAGUUUGGUAAACACUGAUGGUCAUAGUACUGAACAGGAACGACAAAAUACAUCUGUUAGUGAAAGUGUUGUACCUCAAGAAAGAACUACUUCAAAAAAAAGAAAAUAUGAGGAAUCGUACUUGUCCUUUGAAUUUAUUCCUGUAGGAUGGACAAUUGUGAACUACGUUAAAUCACGUCCACUUAAGUCGAGGCUUUUUAAAAAAGUGUGCGACGAUAUAGGUAGUCAGCAUCAAUCACUUUUUCUUCACACCUAA